AUGAAUAUCCAAUAUGUUCCAGGAGAUCCAAAGCCUCAAGACACCAAAUCUCUGUCCGAAACAUUUGCAGCCGUUGAAAAGGGUGAUGUCAGCUACCGCAAUCGAGCUGGAAAGGUCAUCGACAUUACCACCGUGCAGCCAGGAGCUGAUACAGCUUAUGAGUUGAAGGUUGUUCUCCUUAAUCAAGCUAUGCUUGAUCUAGGAAUGGGCAAAUAUCAAUGGAGGCUUUUCGUUCUUACUGGAUUUGGUUGGUUUGUUGAUAAUUUUUGGCUCCAGGCAGUUACUCUCAUCAGUCCGCUAGUCAAGAGAGAAUUCGUUGUCAAACGGAUUGCGUUUCUCACAGUUGGGAAGUACGCAGGCUUGGUGGUUGGCUCAACACUCUGGCCGAUUAGUGCGGAUUUUAUUGGAAGGAAGCUUGCUUUCAAUUCCACUUUGAUUCUUUCGUCAGUGGCAGGCUUAGUGGGUGGUGGGAUGCCGAAUUUUGCGGCUCUCACUACUAUAUGCGCAUUUAUCGGUCUUGCUACUGGGGGAAACCAGCCAGUCGACAGCGCCAUCUUCUUGGAAUUCAUUCCCGCAACACAUUCAUAUCUGCUCACCAUGCAAUCGGCAUUUUGGUCAAUUGGUCAGUCUGUGGCAGUUCUAGUUGGUUGGCCACUGGUUGCCAAUUUUUCAUGUCCUGCUACAACGAAAACCGGAGAAUGUUUUUACGAAGACAAUAUGGGAUGGCGUUACUGCUUUUGGACUUUUGGAGGACUCACCCUUGUCAUGAGUCUUCUACGAUUCAUGUUUCGGAUGCAUGAGACCCCAAAAUACCUUCUCGGCAAGCGGCAGGACGCGAAAGUGGUCAAGGUAAUCGAACAGAUCGCAGCGUACAAUGGGAAGACAACAUGGCUCACCCUAGAACACUUUCAAGAGCUUGAUGCCCAACUCGAAGCAUCUGGACACUCGAUUGCCCAGGAAACCGCUGAUCAAGCAAUCAUGAGAAGAAAGCUGGAAGUUCUAAAGCCUGCCAAACUCAAGGGACUCUUCAGCACCCCGAAGAUGGCAUAUUCUACAACACUCAUGAUACUACUCUGGUGCAUGAUUGGCAUGGCAUACCCUCUCUAUAACUCUUUUAUUCCAAUAUAUCUGGAAAACAAAGGACUAAAGUCAGGAUCCAGUUCAAUCGACAGAACAUACCGGGACUACGCCAUCCAGGCCGUUUGUGGUAUUCCAGCAUCUAUUAUCGGUGGCUUCACUAUUGAUAUGCGUUACAUGGGUCGAAAAGGAACAGGAACCAUUGCUUGCAUCUGUACUGGGGUCUUCUUGUUUCUGUAUACUCGAGCAACAAGCCAGUCAGCCGUCCUUGGAUUUUCGUGUGCCGUUUCAUUUUUUCAAAACCUCGUCUACGGCCUUCUGUACUCAUACACGCCGGAACUUUUCCCAGCGCCAAUCAGAGGAACUGGUAACGGAUUGGUAGCCCUAUUCAAUAGGCUUUCAGGUUUGAUGGCACCUAUCAUUGCGGCUUAUGUCGGAGUUGACACAGAUUCGCCGAUUUGGAUAUCGGCGGCCUUAUUUAUUGUAGCUGGUUUUGUUUUCAUGCUGUUGCCAUACGAAACGAGAGGCCGGGCAGCUUCUUGA
Messenger RNA from Lachnellula hyalina, 1620 nucleotides. RefSeq names its product putative MFS-type transporter protein. The record is from RefSeq and is a predicted model, not a curated record. The coding region runs from base 1 to 1620 and encodes 539 amino acids. NCBI's taxonomy places the organism in Eukaryota, Fungi, Ascomycota, Leotiomycetes, Helotiales, Lachnaceae. Gene Ontology annotation, biological process: transmembrane transport. Gene Ontology annotation, molecular function: transmembrane transporter activity. The transcript is spliced from 3 exons.